AGAGAGGCGCUCAAAAACAUUGUAGGAAUGGCUAAACUCCCUGACAGUCAGCCCCACGCGCUGCUGCCUUUGAGCUGAGCUCUGCUGGUGCUGGCUGUGCCCCUUGGGAAUGGGAGGAGAUCCCCAGGGACAUCCACAGGUGGGAGAUGACAGCAUGUCCCAGCUCCUCCUUGCUCUGCUGGGGGCUGGGUGUGAGCCAGGCAGGCAGGAAGGUUUCAUGGUUCUCCUGGCUCCCACAGACAGAAUAAAGUGUCCCAAAGUCACAGAACAGAAUCACAGUACCACCAGGGUUGGAAAAGCCCUCCCAGACCUGUGACUGAUCCCCUGUCAGUCCUGGUUUUGCCUGGCACUGAGCACUUCACCAGCCCAGAUCAGACUUUCUAUUCUGCUCCACAUGUGCAGGAGCUGGAGAGAAAAAAACUGAGAGAAAAAAAUAACACGGAAACAGCUCCAUAAAAAAGCAGAAAGAGGGCAGGGAAAGGAUUCCUGAGGGGAGGAUUCCCAGGCCACUGCUUGCUCUGUGUUGUGCUCAUUAUCUCGCUGUGGCCCAGGGUCCCUUGCCCAGGGUGGAACACCAACAGCCCCAGGAGCUCAGCCUGGGGAGCAGCUCCCACCGGCACUGGGGAAGGGGAGAGCUCUGCUCAAAUACCUCUGAUCUAAACUGGAGCUUGCAGGAAAAAUUAACAGAAGAGAACAGCAGCCAGCAGAAAAGAGCUUUCCUGGGGAGAUGGCCUGGCUUGCAGCAUCCUCACACGGAUUCUGAAAUUGAUGAUUGAGAAUUCUGAGAAGAUUCUGAGUCUGCUCCCAUUCUGAAAACUUCCAGAGUUCGUCCCUGGAUGUCCGUGUUUCCUGGCUGCCGCUGCUCCCCAAAACGGCCCCGAAACAAAAAGCCCGAGGAGCUUCUGCCACAGCCAUUAUCCUUGGAUCACAGCACACCUGGAAAAUCUACAGAUACAGAAUAAGCAGGAAGCGCCCGGGCAUAGCAUGAGCGGCCCUGGCGCCAGGGGCCAUGCCCUUCUCCAACAGCUCUGAGCUCAGCCCGUCCUUCAUCCUGGCCAGCCUGCCGGGGCUGGAGGCGGCGCAGUCCUGGAUGGCCAUCCCGCUGUGCUCGGCCUACGUGCUGGCCGUGCUGGCCAACGGCGCCGUGCUGCUGGUGGUGCGCGCCGAGCCCAGCCUGCACGCGCCCAUGUACUUCUUCCUCUGCAUGCUGGCCGCCGCCGACCUGGCGCUGGCCACGGCCACCGUGCCGCGCAUCCUCUGCUUCUACUGGUUCGGCAGCCGCGAGAUCGGCUUCGCCGCCUGCCUGCUGCAGAUGUUCCUCAUCCACACGCUCUCGGCCGUCGAGUCCACCGUGCUGCUGGCCAUGGCCGUGGACCGCUACGUGGCCAUCUGCCACCCGCUGCGGCACGCCGCCGUGCUCACCAACGGCGCCACGGCCAAGAUCGGGCUGCUGGCCGUGGCCCGAGGGGUGCUCUUCUUCCUGCCGCUGCCCCUGCUGCUCCUGCCGCUGCCCUUCUGCGGCCCCCGCGUGCUGUCCCACUCCUUCUGCCUGCACCAGGACGUGAUGAACCUGGCCUGCGCCAACACCACGCCCAGCGUGGUGUACGGGCUCACCGCCAUCCUGCUGGUCAUGGGGCUGGACGCCGUGCUCAUCUGCCUCUCCUACCUCCUCAUCCUCAAGGCCGUCCUGCGCCUCGCCGCCUGGAGGGAGCGGCUCAAGGUGUUCAGCACCUGCAUCGCCCACAUCUGCGUGGUGCUGGCCUUCUACGUGCCCCUGAUCGGGCUGUCUGUGGUGCACAGGUUUGGCAAGGACCUGGCUCCGCUGGUCCACAUCGUCAUGGGCAACAUCUACAUCCUGGUGCCCGCUGUGCUCAACCCUAUCAUCUACGGGGUGAGGACCAAGCAGAUCCAGAGGAGGAUCCUGAGUCUGAUCCACGUCACUGACAGAGCUCCCCGGUGACCCGAGCCCGCCGCUGCCCCGUGUCCUCACGCUGGCUCACCUCGUUUUACACUCAGAGCCUUUGGUGCCGGACUGUCCUCUGUGUGUGCUCUGAGGCACUGCCACCAGGCAAAAGCUGAUUGUAAACUCCUUCUGAGAGUGUUUGCCCUCACCAAACUCAGAGAGAAAUGACUGCCAUGAUCUAAACCAAAUCCCAAUCUCACCAAACUCAGAAAUGACUGCAAUGAUCUAAACCCAAUCCCAAUCUCACCAAACUCAGAAAUGGCUGCAAUGAUCUAAACCCAAUCCAAAUCUCACUAAACUCAGACAAAAAUGACUGCAAUGAUCUAAAGCAAAUCCCACCAAACUCAGAGAGAGAAAUGACUGCAAUGAUCUAAACCCAAUCUCACCAAACUCAGAGAGAAAUGACUGCAAUGAUCUAAAUCCAAUCCCAAUCUCACCAAACUCAGAGAGAAAUGACUGCAAUGAUCUAAACCCAAUCUCACCAAACUCAGAGAGAAAUGACUGCAAUGAUCUAAAGCCAAGCCUGACCUGGCAGGUUCCACAAGAAGGGAAAAGUGACUCAGCACACUUACACAGAUGUCCCAACCUUGCUCCUCUUGGUUCCCUUCUGACCUCUAACAGUGGCAGGGCAGAGAAAAUGCUGGAUGGUUUGGGAUGAUUUAGUUAAUUCAUUGUUUUCACAUGGGGCACAGUCACAUUCCAGAAGUUUUGCCAGAAAAUUUGCACGUAGCAUCAUUCUUUAAGUAAAAUAAUUACAGGACACCUGUCCAAAGUGACAUUACAGAUGCAGAAAUGCAUUUCAGAGAAAGAACAUCCACCUCUGUGGUCUUGUUCUGACCGGCUGGGUGCUCUGUCAAGACCCCUCAACCUCCUCAUAGCAGAUGCUGUGGAAAAAUUUCAGAUGCAGAGUUACUGGUAGCAAUUGUAAAAGUAAUUUAGUAAUUGUAGUCAAUAAAAUGAAAACAUCUCAAGGGAAAAAAAUAAGCAAGUUAUAAAUGUCAGUGAUGAUUCUAAGCAGAAGGAAGUCUCGUUUCCAAGCCAAAGGUGUUCCACACUGGGAAUUCCUAAAACGUCCUGUCACUAUCACCACGGAACAGAGGCUGGCACCAUCCUCUGGCACGCUGUGGAGGGAGGUGGAAGGAUUGAUGGGAGCCCCCCUCGGUGCUCUCCUUGUCAUGGACUGUGGUUUCUCACUCGAGGUGAAAUCAGGGAUGUUCCCACUGGAGCAGACACAGCGAUCCCUCAGGGAGGGGUGCCAGGGCUGAGCUCCCAUUCGGUCACCGUGGGUUUGGCUGCCCCAGGGGGGGCACAAAGCCCUGCCCAGACCUUCCUGGGGGAGCUGCAGCAGCCCUGGUCUGACCUGCACUCCAUCAGGAGGCCCAGGUGCUCCCAAACUCCAGUGUCUCCAUUAGCAUCCCAGAAUCCCCAAAUCCCUGGGGCUGGCACAGCCCUGCCAGCCCAUGCAGUGCCAGCUGUGCCCCACGGCCACCUUGUCCCCAGCCCAGAGCACUCAGUGCCACCUGC
This is a messenger RNA of Motacilla alba alba, 3487 nucleotides long. RefSeq names its product olfactory receptor 51E2-like. Gene Ontology annotation, biological process: G protein-coupled receptor signaling pathway. The transcript has 3 exons. NCBI's taxonomy places the organism in Eukaryota, Metazoa, Chordata, Aves, Passeriformes, Motacillidae. The record is from RefSeq and is a predicted model, not a curated record. Gene Ontology annotation, molecular function: G protein-coupled receptor activity; olfactory receptor activity. The coding region runs from base 1010 to 1960 and encodes 316 amino acids. Gene Ontology annotation, cellular component: membrane.